This is a messenger RNA of Globicephala melas (long-finned pilot whale), 1970 nucleotides long. Its product is annotated as patched domain-containing protein 3. The record is from RefSeq and is a predicted model, not a curated record. Lineage: Eukaryota; Metazoa; Chordata; Mammalia; Artiodactyla; Delphinidae. Gene Ontology annotation, cellular component: membrane.
GCUACCAUGUGGCCGCCAGCAAAGCUCCAGCCUCCCGGCGCGAGCAGCCUGGGCUCAAACAGACUCCCUCAGAAUUGCUCCAGGAAACCGUCGGGUGGGUGGAGAUGGGCGCUCCGUCCAGCAGCGCCCUUCCGAUCUGCUGUCCUGUUUGAGAACGUCGCCUUUCCUUCCCGGAAAUGAGCCUUAAUGCAGCUAAGGUUGCGCCAGAGGCGGUGCCCGGGCGGGAGGCGGGGCAGGAACCGGGGCCCGUAGCGCAGGGGCCGGAGGCGGGGCCGGGGCCGGACUCGGAGAGCUGGCCACAGCCGCCGGCCGGGCCCGGCUCCGAGCCUCUCCCGGCUGCAGAGCCCGAGCCGGAGCCGGUCUCGGCGUCGGGUCCGGGACGGGAGCUCGAGCUGGGCUGGGCUGCGGGGCAGCGCGCAGGGGCCCCGCCGGAGUCGCAGCCUCUGCCGGCGUCGGAGUCUGAGAACGGAGUGUCCGAGAGGCCCCGCUGCCACACCGACUGCCUGGAGGUGCCGCUCUCCCGGGCCUUCGGGCGGCUGGGAUGGGAGGUGGGCUCGCACCCCUGGAUCUUCUUUCUGCUGCCCAUGGUUUUAACGGCCGUCCUCGGCGCUGGCCUGAUUCACCUGCCCAAGGAAGAAGAAGACGUCGAGGAGCAGUACACCCCGAUAGGGAGCCCCGCCAAGGCUGAGCGACGCUUCGUGCAGGGACAUUUCACCGCCAACGACUCCAAUCUCUUCUCCAUCGCCAGGAAGAGCACCGGGGUCAAUUAUGCUUCCAUUCUAGUGGUCUCCAACACCAACUCGCUGCUGGAACAAGAAAUCUUAUCAGAAAUUAGUGAAGUGGACGACGCGGUUCAGGCUUUGACUGUGACACAGGCAAACGGAACCCAGAUCCUCUACAAUGAGGUGUACUCGAAGAACCAGGGCUACUGUGUACCCUUCCACCCACUCUUGUUCGCCUGGAAAACGAACAGUGUCCUCAACCUGAAAAACAUCACCUUCCCCAUCUACAGCCUAGCCGGCCAGGUCGUGUACCUGGCCAACAUCCUUGGAGGAACUGUGUUAGGCAAGAGCAUGGGACUGAGCCAGUUACUCCUGGAGGCCAAAGCCAUGCGGCUGCAGUACUACCUGAAGACUGGCGAAGGAGAGGACAGCGAACGCAGCAAGGCGUGGCUGAUCCACUUCCUGAACCAAGUUGGCAACCUUGAAAAGAGUCUGGCCUUGAAGAAGAUCCAGAUGGUCUACUUUACAUCACUUUCUAGACAACUGGAAUUUGAGCCAACUUCUAUGACAGUGAUCCCCUUGUUUCACUUGGCAUACCUUCUAAUCAUAUUAUUUGCAAUCACAUCAUGUUACAGGUGUGACUGUAUACGAAACAAAAUGUGGGUUGCAGCCUUUGGAGUGAUUUCUGCUGCCUUGGCACUGGUGAGUGGCUUUGGCCUGAUGUUGUACAUUGGGGUGCCAUUUGUGAUCAUAGUUGCAAAUUCACCAUUUCUUAUUCUAGGCGUUGGGGUCGAUGACAUGUUUAUCAUGAUUUCUGCCUGGCAGAAGACCAACCUCAUGGAUAGCAUAAAAGAACGGAUGUCCAAUGUCUAUUCAAAAGUGGCAGUGUCCGUUACAAUCACCACCAUCACCAACAUCCUGGCCUUCUAUACAGGAAUUAUGACCUCUUUCAGGUCCGUACAAUACUUCUGCAUCUAUACAGGAACAACCCUUCUCUUUUGUUAUUUUUAUAACAUCACCUGUUUUGGAGCAUUUAUGGCCCUGGAUGGUAAUAGAGAAGUAGUUUGUCUAUGCUGGUUGAAGAAACCAGAAACUCCUGACCAAAAGUGUUCCUCGUUAAAAAAGCCCUGCGGCCUCCCAUGUAAUUCUCUCCGAGACAAACAUAAAGCUGAUAUCCGCCCAAUGAAUUUGUUCUUUAGAGACUAUUUUGGUCCUUUUCUCACAAGCACUGAGUCCAAGUUUUUGUAG